Molecule: messenger RNA, 2444 nt
Organism: Pogonomyrmex barbatus (red harvester ant)
Lineage: Eukaryota; Metazoa; Arthropoda; Insecta; Hymenoptera; Formicidae
Source: RefSeq, a predicted model, not a curated record
GAAGAAGACCCUCACAGCGGGGGCGCACAUCGUCGCAUCGCGUCGCACUCGCCCCAGAGAGGCUGUCACGGUGCGCUAUUAAUAUAUCCCUUCGAGAAGCGCGCAACAGUAGUCCACGACCGUCUUCAGAAGUGUGAACGCGGAGCGAGAAGUGUUUUGGUCAUGCUCGGCUACGACGGUGACGACUAGUCGUGCCGGAAUAUUCGAGGAGAGCAGGAGGACAUCACCGAGAGACGAGGCCGAGACGACUAUUACGACGAUUACAAAGACGAUCGACGUGUUCGCGUUCCGAGGACUAUGGAGCGACUCGGGAUUCGGGAGCGACUCCCGGCCGGUCGCCGGAUCGUGAUACGGGUCACGGGAUGGUUCCUUUGGGACGUGUGCAAUUGGAUGUAUCGACGGGCGAUGGGCCUCGACGUGGGACGCGACAAUGGUGACGGUAACGCGAUGGCGACGGCGAUGACCUCGUCGAAGUCCCAGAAAGAGACGACCGUCGCGUCGUCGUCGUCAUCGUCGUCGUCGUCGUCGUCGUCGUCGUCGCCGUCGUCGUCGUCGUCGUCGUCGUCGUCAUCGUCGUCGUCGUCUUCGUCGUCAUCGUCGUCGCGCGAGCGCGAAUUGUCGGGCCGUAACGAGUUCGCGGUGUGCCAGAGUGAAAUGUGCCGAUAUUGUCGUGCCAUGGAGAAGACGCUGUUCUGGGAGGAUUUCACCUUCUUCAUCAACCUUUACCUGAUCAUCGGGCUCAACGCGGCGUUCUGGAUUUAUAGCCUGACGGGAAUAUCGGCUUCACAGAUGCCUUUUAGAAUUGUCACUGUUUAUUUUAUUAUUCAAAUAAUGAUCGCUUUCAAGUUCAUGGAUACUCUAGCCCCUGCAGAGGAGCGUCAGAGGGUAUGCAGUAGCCUUCAUUGGUUGUGGAAAAGUUUAAGGAAGUUGCGAAGCGAGAAACCAGGACUGCAUUGCGCUGUCCUCUGUCUCGUGGCCUUCGGCCUAUGGCUCUUCGGACAUAUUAAUCUAUCAACCUCUUAUUCGAUAUAUUGGGGCAUUGUACUGGGCUCUCUAAUACUGCGAUUACCGUUGAAACUGUCCGACAAAGUAUCGGAGUACUUCAUGUCGCACAGAGAAUGGCAAUGUGAUAGUGAAAUCGAAGAUGAGUUUUUACCUGUGGUGACCGAAGCGAAUUUACAAGUAUUGAAUCGAGUGGGAGAGACCGGCGAUCAUUCGCCAACACCGACAAGCGUGCAGUCGGAUACUCAAAACGAUUCAUUUUAUGACGAGGAUUUUAUCGAGGGUCUUCAAGAGAUAGCAUUCAGUAUACCCUAUCACGGGGAAGGUAGCACCGACGGUGUCGAACUAUCGGAACUGGAGCUCAGCGUCGGCGAAAACGAUGCCGAAGAGAACGGUAUAAAGUUUCAGACCGGUCAUUUCGAGAAGAGUUCCUCGUCUUCUUCUGAAGAAGUCUUCGACGCAAAGAAAAUUGUCGCCGUGAGCAGCAGCGACGAGAGCAAUGGCGAUAGUGAUUUCGAGAUAAUCGACAAGGAUGAAAUAACGGAGAUGGAAAUGUGAUGGAGCUCGACGAACGCCGCAGAAAAAAGUGGUAUUACGUACGCUUAAUUAUAAUACAAAGCUAAAAGAACCAUCCCUGAUCUUUAUAAUUGGUCGCACAUCAAAUAAAAAGAAUUAAAUCGAGCAACGAUAAACAAUAGCGACCUCGCUUCAAACAUUGCCGAUUGCCUCGGCCGAAUGUGAUGACGUAUGUAGAAUAAUAAAAGGAAAAAUAAAAUCCAUUUUAUUUAACGAUUGUCUCCCGAUCGUAACACUCGCGUACAAAGUAUCCGAUGUUGGAACCUUCGAAAGGGCGAAGAUGAGAAAAAAGGAAAAUUUAUUUAUUUGAAUGAAUUCAGUCGAACACCUACAUUUUUUAAUCUCCGCCGCUUCUAAUCUUCCGUUGCAAAAGAAGUAAUAAGGAAUAGAUAGGCAGAGAUUUGAGAAUAGGGGGACUCAACUGUAGAUACGUAUAUAUGUACAAUGUGAUACCGCUAGUAUCGUAUUUAAUGUCUUGGAUGAUAAAUAGGCGUAUGUACAUUUGCAAUGUAAUAAAUAUGCACCUGUGUACAAAUGUUUUAACCCGAAGUGUCAGUUUGUUUGACCUAAUUGCUUGUAAUUAAGCGACUGCAACGGCGCAGUGUGACAGUAAGACGCGGAGGUACCUAAAAAUGAUCAAUAAAAACUGUACUCUGGUAACGCGACAAAUUUAGAUGUAUAAGAAUGUAUCAUAUUGUAACAAUGUGUCUGUGAGGUGUGCAUAAAAAGAAACAAUGCGCGAGAAGAUAUUGACAAAGUGUUUGUCGAGCGCGUUUUUGUAGCCCGUUUAUAAUUGGUGUUUGCCGUCUUGCUCUUGUCUAUGCAUCUCGUACAUUUGAAAAUACACGAUACAGACGAUACAGAAA